Molecule: messenger RNA, 1458 nt
Organism: Procambarus clarkii (red swamp crayfish)
Lineage: Eukaryota; Metazoa; Arthropoda; Malacostraca; Decapoda; Cambaridae
Source: RefSeq, a predicted model, not a curated record
AUGGUAAUGAAGUGGAACAGACCGACCCACAAGAGUGGAACAGACCGACCCACAAGAGUGGAACAGACCGACCCUCAAGAGUGGAACAGACCGACCCACAAGAGUGGAACAGACCGACCCUCAAGAGUGGAACAGACCGACCCACAAGAGUGGAACAGACCGACCCUCAAGAGUGGAACAGACCGACCCACAAGAGUGGAACAGACCGACCCUCAAGAGUGGAACAGACCGACCCACAAGAGUGGAACAGACCGACCCACAAGAGUGGAACAGACCGACCCACAAGAGUGGAACAGACCGACCCACAAGAGUGGAACAGACCGACCCACAAGAGUGGAACAGACCGACCCACAAGAGUGGAAAAGACCGACCCACAAGAGUGGAACAGACCGACCCACAAGAGUGGAACAGACCGACCCCCACAAGAGUGGAACAGACCGACCCACAAGAGUGGAAAAGACCGACCCACAAGAGUGGAACAGACCGACCCACAAGAGUGGAAAAGACCGACCCACAAGAGUGGAACAGACCGACCCACAAGAGUGGAACAGACCGACCCACAAGAGUGGAACAGACCGACCCACAAGAGUGGAACAGACCGACCCUCAAGAGUGGAACAGACCGACCCACAAGAGUGGAAAAGACCGACCCACAAGAGUGGAACAGACCGACCCACAAGAGUGGAACAGACCGACCCACAAGAGUGGAACAGACCGACCCACAAGAGUGGAACAGACCGACCCACAAGAGUGGAACAGACCGACCCACAAGAGUGGAACAGACCGACCCACAAGAGUGGAACAGACCGACCCACAAGAGUGGAACAGACCGACCCACAAGAGUGGAACAGACCGACCCACAAGAGUGGAACAGACCGACCCACAAGAGUGGAACAGACCGACCCACAGUGGAACAGACCGACCCACAAGAGUGGAACAGACCGACCAUCAAGAGUGGAACAGACCGACCCACAGAGUGGAACAGACCGACCCACAAGAGUGGAACAGACCGACCAUCAAGAGUGGAACAGACCGACCCACAAGAGCGGAACAGACCGACCCACAAGAGUGGAACAGACCGACCAUCAAGAGUGGAACAGACCGACCCACAAGAGUGGAAAAGACCGACCCACAAGAGUGGAACAGACCGACCCACAAGAGUGGAAAAGACCGACCCACAAGAGUGGAACAGACCGACCCACAAGAGUGGAACAGACCGACCAUCAAGAGUGGAACAGACCGACCCACAAGAGUGGAAAAGACCGACCCACAAGAGUGGAACAGACCGACCCACAAGAGUGGAACAGACCGACCAUCAAGAGUGGAACAGACCGACCCACAAGAGUGGAACAGACCGACCCACAAGAGUGGAACAGACCGACCAUCAAGAGUGGAACAGACCGACCAUCAUGAGUGGAACAGACCGACCAUCAAGAGUGGAACAGACCGACCCACAUGA